UCGUCAUUAUCCUUCAGUGUAACAUCGGAAGUUAUUGAACUAGAUAUUCUACUCUAUUAAACCAAAACUUCUAAAUGAAGACAGAAAUUAAUUUUGAAUUAAUUUGUUCAGACAAUUUGUCGUUAUCUUCCACCUGUCGCACAUGUCUUGCCACUAACUCUGAACAACGGUUGACUGCAAUAUUCGAUCAAGAAGAAAUUCAUAAAGAUUCUCGCAUAGAUUUUAUUGUACUAUUGCAGUUUUUGAACGGAAAGAUUGCGAAAAAUGAUGGUUUUCCGACCAACCUGUGUAGCAUUUGCAUAGACCGCUUAGUGGCUAUCAACGCUUUUCAGAAGCAAUGUAUUGAGGCUCAAAACUAUUUAGAGCAGAAUUUCCUGAAGGUUUCCCAUGCUGAAGAUCAUGAGAAUAAACCCGAUAUCAAUAUCGUCUUGAAUGAAACAAAACUGGAGGAUGCAGAUAAUCCGUGUCAAGAAAUUGAAUUGGUCCAAGUUUCCGACCUUAAAAACGAUGUGAUCACUGAGGUACCAAACGAUUGUAAAAGUGAACCUGAUUCAGACGAGGACCAUCCAAGCGCACCUCAAGCGGAUGAAAGUACGGAGGAAGAUGAAUUGUUUGACCCGAAACAUGACGAUGGCGAUAAGACGACGUGCCCUAUUUGUGAGAAAACAUUUACAACAGUUGCCAAUCGAAACAACCACAUGUAUUUACAUAGCGAAAAGAGAUCCUUUGCCUGUGAUCAGUGUGAAAUGGCUUUCAAAUGUAAAAUCUAUUUGCGUAAGCAUAGGAAAAGGGUUCACACCAUUGGUGAUCAUGUUUGCGUAGAAUGUGGAAUGAAGUUCACCAAAACAUCCAAGUACGAAUACCAUUUGAAGACGCAUGAACCAGAGAAAAAGUAUAAAUGCCGUUUCUGUGAGAAAUCCUUCAUUCAGCAUUACCAUAGAAAAUGUCACGAGCAAACCCAUCACUUGAAGAAGCCGGAAAAACCGACGACAUGCUUGUGUAAUGUUUGUGGCAAAAGUUUCAAGAAUGAAACUGGGCUUAAACGACACCUCCAAAUCGGUCACGAAGAGAAAAAACCAGCAAAAAAAUUCGUGUGUGAUAUCUGUAAGAAGGAGUUCAUACAGAAAGGAAGCCUGAAAACGCAUAUGGCAGCUCACAAUAACAUUCGGGCUUAUCAGUGCGAACAGUGUGGUAUGAAGUUCACUCAGGCUGGAUCAUUGAUGAAACAUUUAGCGCUCCACAAUGCAGAAAAAUCGUAUCAAUGCGAAUUUUGUCAUGAAUCCUUUCUGAGAAUAAGAUACCUGAGACGACAUCGCCUGUUAACGCACGGUAAAACGGACGUAAGCGUUCAAGUGGAACGAUUGUUAGACGAACCGGAAGACAGCAACACGGUGAAACACGAAGAACAGAAACCUUCCAAAAGGCACGGACAAGAUUUCCCUUACGGUUGUGAUUUUUGCAACAGAACAUUCAAACUUCCCUCGACGUUGGCAGCGCAUGUGAAAACUCAUAACGAAGAUAGGAAAUUUGUGUGCACUGAAUGCGGCAACACAUUCAAAAAGCUAGAACAUUUGAAGAACCACAUCAACGGAGUGCAUCUGAAGCAAGCUUAUAACUGUGAGGUGUGUAACAAAUCGUUCGCCCGUGUAGGCGACCGGAACGUUCAUAUGCGUUCACAUGCUGAAGAGAAACCACAUCAGUGUUCAUAUUGCGGAAGAGGUUUCCACCUGGCUAAGGCUCUCCGGGCGCACACGCGGCAACAUACCGGCGAGAGGCCGUUUGUCUGCAUAAUCUGCAAUGCUGGCUUCACUUGUCACAAAACGUUAACUUCUCACACAAGAAAACAACAUGCGGGAGAUCAACAAGUGCUCACUAAAGUAGAGGAAUUAACUCAGGCCGUACUAUCAGGACCACAAUCAAAUGGCGGAGCAAAGUCGACAGCGAGCAAAAUUAAAACUCUAAAUUAAGGUAAUUUAUUCGACAAACAGUAUUAUGCAUUUCAUGCUGCAAACAUUAAAGUCUUUGUACGUCUUUUAUCCGAUCAAUCCCUUUGAAUUCCUGACUGAGAUUUGUCAACUAUAUAAACCAGGAUGCAUUUAUUGGGGUUGUUCUGACUUGUCAAUAUCCCCAACUCAGCCAUCUUGGAUUUUUAUAUGGAAUUUAUGCUCGCUUGUUUACGUUU
This is a messenger RNA of Armigeres subalbatus, 2182 nucleotides long. RefSeq names its product zinc finger protein 883-like. Lineage: Eukaryota; Metazoa; Arthropoda; Insecta; Diptera; Culicidae. The transcript is spliced from 4 exons. The record is from RefSeq and is a predicted model, not a curated record. The coding region runs from base 75 to 1967 and encodes 630 amino acids. Gene Ontology annotation, biological process: regulation of transcription by RNA polymerase II. Gene Ontology annotation, cellular component: nucleus. Gene Ontology annotation, molecular function: zinc ion binding; DNA-binding transcription factor activity, RNA polymerase II-specific; RNA polymerase II cis-regulatory region sequence-specific DNA binding.